Molecule: messenger RNA, 989 nt
Organism: Hevea brasiliensis (rubber tree)
Lineage: Eukaryota; Viridiplantae; Streptophyta; Magnoliopsida; Malpighiales; Euphorbiaceae
Exons: 2
Coding region: 169-597 (142 amino acids)
Source: RefSeq, a predicted model, not a curated record
UUUCUUUCCCAUGAGGUGGAAGAGGGAAGAGCCGUGCGCAGUUCAUUCUUGAAUGAACUUGCGAGAUUUCCAUGCAAAAGCCCUUCGUUUUCUCUCUGUUCCAAACCACCUGAAUCUGCCCGGAGUGAAAGAUAAGUGAGAACGAUUCUUGGGUUGCUGAGGCAGCAAAUGGAAGGUGUACAUGGGAGAAGGAGAAAAACGAGGAUGAGUCUAAAGGAACGCCUAGGAUUGAGAGGCUUGGGUUGUUGCGGAGCCACAUGGGGUUACAAGUCUACCGCCAUUAGCGUCCGAGACGAUGAGGAAGAGGCACCAGAACAAGAGCAAGAAGAAAUAGAGGUCAUAAAUGCAGGACCGAAUCCAUCAGAAGGAAUAUCGGAUCCGGGUUGUCCGGCGACUACUUCGAUUCUGGCAUCUUCAGGUAUGAACUUAGCCGCAGCAUUGGCGGCCGAGCGGCAAUUACGGGAGGCAAAUGCUAUAGGUCCGAGCACCAAUGGGUCAACAAACAAUGGGGAAGUGAGCGUAACAGCGCCGGGAAUCUUUGAUGAGGCUGCUAGGGGAAGUGGACGGUGGAGAUGGAGAAGUAGGCGCAGAGAAUGAGAGAGGAUCAGCGGGGAGCGAUACAGUGUGCUGCGUAUGCAUGGUGAGCAAAAAGGGGACAGCAUUUAUCCCAUGUGGGCAUACCUAUUGCAGGGUGUGUUCGAGGGUGCUUUGGCUGAAUCGAGGGUCCUGUCCCCUUUGUAAUCGAUCAAUUCUCGAGAUUCUCGAUAUAUUCUAGGGGGUUGAUAAUGGAUCUGAAGAAGAUAGUGAAUUGGGCCCUGGUCUUGUAGGUAGAAGCUCCAUUCUCAAUGGGCUUUGCUAAAUUGGCAAUAGGGCGAUAGCUUUGAUUUGCUAUAUUAAAGUUCCAAGGUUGGUUCUUGCUUCAUCCUUGUAAUCAUCUUUUUCUGCUUUUCCAUCUAAACGAUCACCCACUCUUUUUAGAUGUGCAAUUA